Messenger RNA from Kockovaella imperatae, 945 nucleotides. RefSeq lists its product as hypothetical. Gene Ontology annotation, biological process: negative regulation of DNA-templated transcription. Gene Ontology annotation, molecular function: DNA-binding transcription factor activity. The annotation marks the transcript as partial. The record is from RefSeq and is a predicted model, not a curated record. NCBI's taxonomy places the organism in Eukaryota, Fungi, Basidiomycota, Tremellomycetes, Tremellales, Cuniculitremaceae. The transcript is spliced from 5 exons.
GUUUGACCAUCCAAACUCAUCUUUAUCAGUAUGGCGGAAGAAUUACAAACAGCCAAAGAUCAGCUAGCCUAUGUCAAUCUCUCGCUGGACUCUGAUCCCACGAACGAUGAUUUGCUGAAGCUCAAGGCAGAAUUACUCGAACUCAUCGAUCUCACCGAAGCAGCGUUAGGAGGUUCAGGAGGAGCUGGUGCGUCAGGGCCCAAAAGCGGGACGGAUGCUGGGAAAGGCAAAGGCAAAGCCAAGGACGCCCCGACCAAUUGGCAGGAUCUAGGUCCCUAUAAGGCAGGUAUGGACUGUAUGGCAAAGUACAAAGAUGGCAAAUUCUACCCAGCCAAGAUCAACGCCGUCACUGGAUCUCAGGACAAACCGAUAUACACGAUCACCUUCAAAGGCUACUCUUCCUCUACAUCCGUUGACCUCGCCUCUUUAAAACCUCACGAUCCUAGUGCUCCCAUUCCUCGUCCGGAAAAGCGACGCCCUGACCAGUUGUCCGAAAGGGAAAAGGAGAAGAAAAAGAAGAAGGGUGAAAAGUGGAUGGAGACUCAGCAAGCCAAAGCUGACGAUAUGAAGGAGAAGAAGACUGCUUGGGACAAAUUUGGGAAGAAGGCUCAGAAGAAGGGUAUUCACAUUUCUGGGCUCGAAGGGAAAUCUGUGUUCAGAACGCCUGACAAUCCAUUUGGUCGAGUCGGUGUCACUGGCUCUGGAAAAGGAGUCACCGAAUACGAGAGAAUGGGCAAACACAAAUUCGACACCAAAGACGAUGAAUGAGCAUAUUCGUUUUCUCCAUUGCACAUGGUCAUGCUCUCACUUGUAUCGCAGAUAUCGAGACCGCGAGAAUUCCCGCGCCCGGCCAGACUAUCGGAGGAUAACGGGAUGUAUAGCUGUAGACAGUAAGGAGGUAUGCGCGGCCGGUGAGUCACGAGUACACUGCGAUCGCAUACGUCU